Molecule: messenger RNA, 1671 nt
Organism: Symbiodinium natans
Lineage: Eukaryota; Dinophyceae; Suessiales; Symbiodiniaceae
Source: the annotation of a GenBank genome assembly
AUGGCAUCGGAGCUGCUAACCACACUCGAGCCAGAGCUGCUACGCGGAGUGCCAUUGCAUGUUUGCCUGGGAGGGUGGGCUAAGCAUUGGAGGCCACCCGAUCCUGGGAUGUUCAAGGUGGAUGAUGCCAACUAUGCGCUGAGCCGACAAGCCGAGUACUUCGACGAUUUCCUCAGUCACGAUUGGCAAACAUCCCGAUGGAUCAAGCUUUGCACUCUCCUCGUUGUGUACAACUCACGAGCAGCACUUCUGGCAACCUUUCUGGCUUGCCCACUGAUCGCUGGAGUCCGCGUUGUCGGCGUGCUGCCAAACUACCGGCCGAGCUCAUGCUUUGUCUAUGUCGUUCACUUGUUUUUCUUAUGCUUCUGGCAGCGACUCCGCUGCUCCCUGCUUCCACCAAUCAUGGUCUUCCUGGACAAGCUCUGCAUUGCGCAGAGCCCCGAACAAGCUGAGCUGAAGAAGAAAGGCAUUCUUGGACUAGCUGCCUUCCUCAACCAUUCCAAGCGACUGUUGGUUCUGUGGUCGCCAAGGUACUUCAGCAGAUUGUGGUGUGCAUAUGAGAUUGCCGCAUUCCUGACGGAUCACAACAAGAACAAACGCAUAGUUAUCAUGCCGGUUCAUGCCGGCAUCACCAUCCUCCUGUGCUACUUCUUCUUCAGCUGGGUGGCGUCCUCUGCGCUCAUCGUCCUGGGGAUGCUAAACCAUGGUACUCUUGGGGUUCAACACGGCCAGGACCUAUGGACUGUCUUUCCAGUUGCUUUGGGCGCGAUACUUGUUCCUGUAAUCUUACUCGGAGCACCCGCUGCCACCUUGGUCGUGCAAAUGGCCAAGCAACUUCGUCGCGCACCGGAGCAGUUGAAGACCUUUGAGGUCCAAGGAGCUGCGUGUUUCUGUUGUCAGAGCGGCCACAAGCACCCGGACACAGGAGCCGACAUCCCAUGUGACCGGGAGCUGGUAUACAGGAAGUUGAAAGACUGGUAUGGCCGCCCUACGGACAUUAGCGAAGAGUACCUGCGCCGAUUCAACUCCCUGGUUCAUCACAGGUUGAGGCGCUCCGUGCUCAGACAAAUGCCCUACGCCGUCCCCACCGCGCCUCUCCUCUACAUGCUGAGUGCAGCCACCAUGCCAUGGCUGGCAGACAUAAUGGAAAGGCUGCUUUGGCGCGUGUUGUUCGUUAAAGAAGACGGACUCCAUUUUCAGGAAUUUCUCGGUCGCUUUGUCCUCCUCGAGUGGGCCUUUGUGGUCACACUGGUCAUCACAUUAGGGCUACAAGCAGUGACUUUGGCAACUGUUCUUGCCCGUAGGUUUCCAAACGUCCGUGACGUUUGGCUUGGGCUGCUGGUUCUCACGGCGUGCGCCGCGCCGGCAACAGUUCUUGUGGGUACCUUUUUCGCGUAUUUACACAUGGCAGCUGAUGCUUGGCCUCCAACCAUCGUGUUCAUGGUAACGCUGCUCCUGGGUUCAUGCCUGCUACGGCACUUGACAAACCAAGAAGCCGCAGGUGCAAUCCAAGAGAUUGAAGACAUGUCUCGCCAAACGUCCUUCAUGUCUGAUGUGACACCUACGAAUACCCCUCAGCUGACAGCAGAGAUUUUUGAGGCGGCAGUCGACAAUGGGUUGAUUGCCCGCGUGCCAUCCAAUGUCUCGGACAAGUCCGGGUUUAGUGUUUAA